AUGAUUGCUCAUUCUUACUCCACUAGUUCAUGCCUCAGCAUCAAACGUGUAUUAUCAAAAUAUAUUAGCCUAUCAGAGUUAAAUUACCCGCCUUUGGCAUCAAACAAUUCAUUGCAGUUACCCGCCUUUGGCAACAACAAUACUCUUGGGACUAAUGCUCUCGAUGAUGAACCUAUCAUUCACCAACCUCCUAUUCAGAAUCUGCCGACCAGGGAGAAAAGCAAGGUAGCCCGCGAUCCCAACUGUGUAGCCUCCCCUCACUUUCUCGGCCACGAAACCCUUGACCUUGGCGUUGGCCUUCCACAGCUUCUUCAGCUCCAUCCACGCCCGGUGCUUCCUGAACCUACGCGGCAGGAGGAGCGGCUGCUCGUCGCCGCCACCGCCGCCGCCGUUCUGACCGACGAUGUCGUCGAACCGGGCGGCGGCCUGCUGCUUGGUCCGCGAGUCGCCGGUAACCAGAUCGACGAAGCAGCGCUGCAGGAUGGCGUUCUUCACCGGCAGAUCGGCCCGACCUGGCUGGGGAAGGUGGCCGGGCCGUCGGAUAUAGGGGCCCGUACGAGCUCGUUCUGCGUGGCGAUCCUCGGGCGGCCGACGCCGGCGUCCAGGAGGUACAUAUCCUCCCUGAGGCGCACGACUUUGGCCUCCAAUGCGGUCCCACUGCGCAGGAAGAAGCUCGAGUUGGACCUCGGGAAGAGGCGGCUCAUGUACACGCUCAUCGCGUUCGAUCAGUUGGAUUGUUUUUGUUUGAUCUCCCAAAAUCAAUUAAGGGCUUUUGGCGAGAUUUCUAGUUGUUUUCAUCACUUGUUCCCAUUUUCUUUUUCUUCUCCUUCUCCUUCUCCUUCUUCUCCUUCUUCUCCUUCUUCUCCUUCUUCUCCUUCUUCUCCUUCUUCUUCUUCUUCUCCUUCUUCUUCUUCUUCUUCUUCUUCUUCUUCUUCUUCUGCUUCUUCUCUUUCUUCUUCUUCUUCUUCUUCUUCUUCUUCUUCUUCUUCUUCUGCUUCUUCUCUUUCUUCUUCUUCUUCUAAUUCUUCUUCUUCUUCUUCUUCUUCUUCUUCUUCUUCUUCUUCUCCUUCUUCUUCUACUUCUUCUUCUUCUUCUUUCUGGUGCAUUACUGGCGUAAAUGAACUAUGCUAG
This is a messenger RNA of Striga asiatica, 1131 nucleotides long. NCBI's taxonomy places the organism in Eukaryota, Viridiplantae, Streptophyta, Magnoliopsida, Lamiales, Orobanchaceae. The record is from the annotation of a GenBank genome assembly.